GUUGGUUCUGGAGCAGAUGAGCGCAGCAAGACUAGGCGAGAGAGCGAGGCUGGGGGGAGCACGGGGCAGGAGGAGUCCCUCGACCGAGAACAUUAUGCAUGCGUUAGGGACGCUCUGAGAGAAUGGCUGUGGAAGCACUCCACUGUGGUCUAAAUCCACAGGGUAUUGAUCACUCUGCCCAUACUGAAGGUAUUAAACUGCAAAUUGAAGUUGAAGGUGUGGAAUCUCAAUCCGUUAAAAACAAAAACUUCCAUAGGGUGCUUGACCAAAAAGGAACCCCCAAGCGACUGCAGACAGAAGCUGAGACAGCUAAGUCAGUUGUGGUGAAGCUGUCAAAGCCCGUGGCACUGUGGACUCAGCAGGAUGUCUGCAAGUGGUUGAAGAAACAUUGUCCAAAUCAGUAUCAGAUCUACAGUGAGGCAUUCAAACAGCAUGACAUAACUGGGCGAGCUCUGCUGAGACUUACAGACAAAAAGCUUGAAAGAAUGGGGAUUACUCAUGAGAAUCUUCGGCAGCACAUCUUACAACAGGUGCUCCAGCUGAAGGUGCGAGAAGAAGUCAGAAACUUACAGUUACUCACACAAGUCUCAACUGAGAGUUCUCCAUGAAUGUGGGUAACUUUCCAAGCUGCUGUCCUGACAGUGGAUAUGAACAAGGCCUGAUCCUCACAGAAAGACUAACUUGUGGUACUGCCAGAAGAUAUCCUUGGAGCAUUGACAGAUUAACCAGAUUUGUAGAAAGAAGAAAAAAACCCAUCCAUGAAAAAGUAUUGGUUUUGGAAAAACCUUAGUUUGCUGUGUAUUUUUAAAUGAGGUGCAUAUUAUACAGUGCCAACAGGUUCUAAGUGGUCAUUGGCAGAGCCAUAGCUGGAAAAUUGCUUCCAGUUUUCAUCACUGUGCAUAACUGAAGAACCCCUAGGGAGCCGUCUGUACCCUUCACUAGGAAGGUCCUGUUUUAGCUUGGCAGCUACUGGAUUAUUUUAUUAUGUGUGCAGAUGGCAUGAUGUGUUAGAUACAAAAAUCCCAGCAGUUCUGCUAUCUCAGUGAAAGUGUUCACUGGUAGAAAUUAUGCCCUGGUAGAAAUGUAAACUUGUUUCAGUUAUGUUCAUUAUAAUGUCUAAAGGUUUUUUGUCCAACUCUGAAGCACUUUAUAGGAGAACACUAAACUUCAAUGAACAGGCACAGGCAGUCCAUGUGGAAUGUGUUUUCUUUUCUAAGCUUUGUCCUAUUUCUGGCUCAGACUGUCAAAGAUAAACUCGACUUCUAGC
Messenger RNA from Suncus etruscus (white-toothed pygmy shrew), 1267 nucleotides. RefSeq names its product sterile alpha motif domain containing 12 (gene SAMD12). The record is from RefSeq and is a predicted model, not a curated record. NCBI's taxonomy places the organism in Eukaryota, Metazoa, Chordata, Mammalia, Eulipotyphla, Soricidae. Bases 123 to 608 code for a protein of 161 amino acids. The transcript has 5 exons. Gene Ontology annotation, molecular function: protein binding. Gene Ontology annotation, biological process: cell surface receptor protein tyrosine kinase signaling pathway. Gene Ontology annotation, cellular component: cytoplasmic side of plasma membrane.